UAUUACUGUACAGUAGCGUGUAGGACCACUGAUAAAAGCAAGCUGCGUUAUGGGUAACGAUACACCCAAUCGAAACAAUAGACAAGCCAAUCAAACUUGUAGAAAAAAUCCGCGCAAAUUUGCUCCCAAGUCGCGACUUGGCUGUAAAACCUGCAAUAUAUCCAGGCAGACCUCAAGAUCAUCGCUUACCCUUUGCUCAACUUUCAGAAUAAGACGGGUAAAAUGCGACCUGUCUCGGCCUUCGUGCUCGAAAUGCCAGUCCACAGGCCGUAACUGCGAUGGCUACGCUGGAGAGAGACUCGCGGACAACGGCAGCGGCGCCAGUAGGAACGAGGGCAACAGCUCUUGCACGGCAAUUGGCUUACCCUUGCAGACUCGCCGACCCUUGUUGAUUUUGCCUGUCACUGAUCCAUCUCAGUCGCUGGCGAUGGGGUUCUUUGAGCAAAUUUCGAUCAGGCAACUAAAUGAAUAUCAGCCAUGCGAAUUAUGGCGGAGUACGUUGAAAUUCUUUUCCCAGACUGUCCCGUCAGUGCGGCAUGCAGCAACUGCGCUCAGUUUGAUGCAUCGACGAUACUUGGACUGCAGUGUCAGUGACAGCCCAGAGCCCUUAGAGUACGAGUCAUAUGGGCUGCAUGAAGGGACCGCGUGGACUCACUACAGCAGGGCAAUCCAACUUCUCCUCAGUCAAGAACCCGCCGACGACACCGAGACGACAGCCAUAACCCUGCUGGUCUGCUAUCUUCUCUUUUGCUUUGACCAGCUGGCCGGCAACAACAUACAAGCCAUGAGGCAUUUGCAUGGUGGCGUCAAAAUCUCGCACAACAUCCUCAGAAGCAUCUCUCAGGGCAAUGGUACACUUGAGGAUACCGCACUGGACGGCGCUCGCACUCUCAUCGCACAAGUCACGCGACAGAUUCGACGUCUGGACAUGCAGGCGGCCGUGUUUAUAGUCGACUGGACCCCCGCCGAUUUGCAGGAUAUACUUGUGUCGUCUCAACUUCCACUUCACAGCGGCGUUUUUACGUCUCUAGAAGAAGCCGCCGACCAUCUUCAGGUCCUCGUGGCCGGGGCAAUGAAGGCAUACUGGGCAGAGCAGCAGCAGCUACCAGCGGAGGACUUGACUUCAGAACUGCUGCCCAAGGAAGUCCUACUUGGACGGCUGCAGACUUGGUGGGUUCUACUUCAUAACACAUUACAGAGCAACCGCCAAGUUAUGAACAUGCACCAAAGGCUCGAGCCGUUGCUUCGCCUACAAUACACAGUUACAAGUACUCUUCUCAGGGUCUCGGAGCCAGACAGAGAGAUGGCUUAUGACAAAUUUCUGCCCAAGUUCCAGGAAUGCGUGGCGUUGGCAAGCCACGUGCAUGGUCUAUACUAUUCCAAGUCUGCAGGGCCCACCUUUACCCCCGAGGUUGGUUUGCUUCCUGUUCUAUAUAUCGUUGGGCUGAAAUGUCGGCACUCCGUCGUCCGACGCCAGGCCCUGAAUAUCUUGAGGCGUCAGACGAUCCGGGAGGCUCUAUGGGAUAGUCUAUCUGCGGCCACGGUGGUCGAGCGUGUCAUCAAUAUCGAAGAGGGAGGCGAGCCUGGUAACGGGGGAGAAAGACCAGCUAUGGAAGAUAUUGCCGCGUGGAAGAGGGUAGAAAACAUGUCUUGGUUGCAUUUUGGGAGGGCCGGGAUCCUAAAUAGGGUGGAUAUCACGUAUAGGAAGUGUGGACAGGAGGUUUGGCAGACUGAAUCGCUUGCAAUAUAA
Molecule: messenger RNA, 1750 nt
Organism: Pyricularia grisea
Lineage: Eukaryota; Fungi; Ascomycota; Sordariomycetes; Magnaporthales; Pyriculariaceae
Exons: 2
Coding region: 50-1750 (566 amino acids)
Biological process (GO): regulation of DNA-templated transcription
Molecular function (GO): DNA-binding transcription factor activity, RNA polymerase II-specific; zinc ion binding
Source: RefSeq, a predicted model, not a curated record